AUGAGGCUGAAAUUUGACAAGUACUGGGAAGAAUACAGUGACAUACUUUCUAUUGUUGCGGUGUUGGAUCCAAGGUUGAAGUUCGCUGCAUUGGAAUAUUGUUAUGACGUCUUAGAUCCAUUUACAAGCAAGUCGAAAGUUGAUCAUAUCCGGAAGAAGAUAAAGAAGUUGUAUGGAGUUUAUAAAAAAGAUCGUAAGAGCACUACUGCGAGCCCUUCAGAAACACAAUUGGUGAACAGUAUACCAGCUGGAUAUGGGGAGUUUUAUGCAUUCUUUUCUUCAAAGGAGGGAAGAAGAAAAUCAGCUUUAGAUGUGUACUUGGUUGAACCGGUUUUAGAUAUGGCUGCCUUUAUGACUAUAGAUGUCUUGAGAUACUGGAAAAAAAUGCAACACGGUGAUUCUGAAGAUGAAGAAGAAGAAGAAGAAAAAGAGAAGGAAGGUGAAAAAGAAGGUGGAAGAAAGAAGAAAAAGAAGUAG
Molecule: messenger RNA, 477 nt
Organism: Brassica oleracea var. oleracea
Lineage: Eukaryota; Viridiplantae; Streptophyta; Magnoliopsida; Brassicales; Brassicaceae
Product: zinc finger BED domain-containing protein DAYSLEEPER-like
Exons: 3
Coding region: 1-477 (158 amino acids)
Molecular function (GO): DNA binding
Source: RefSeq, a predicted model, not a curated record